Messenger RNA from Cladophialophora immunda, 1278 nucleotides. RefSeq lists its product as uncharacterized. NCBI's taxonomy places the organism in Eukaryota, Fungi, Ascomycota, Eurotiomycetes, Chaetothyriales, Herpotrichiellaceae. Gene Ontology annotation, cellular component: fungal-type vacuole. Bases 197 to 664 code for a protein of 155 amino acids. The transcript has a single exon. The record is from RefSeq and is a predicted model, not a curated record.
GCGACUCCUCGAAAAGCCAGAUCUGAAACCUCUCUCAGAAAAGCACGCCAGUCGUCACCCUUGCACUCCUUCAACUCCGAUCUCUGACUUUCAUCCUCUCGUUACCGUUCCUGAUAUCAGCUCAGAUUCAUUUACUGUCCAGCAAUACCUUCCAGCAGUACGGAAAACAGGCACCUCCGUCGUAUAAACACAAAACAUGGUUACCAACAGCGCGCUCCCAACCCUUCCUGGCGGGUUCAAUUAUCCACCUCCUACCGUUCCUCCAAAGGCCGGCGCCCCUUACCUGGCCAGUUCCAAACUCCCAGAAAACUUCGUCUUUAUCGUCGUCGGCGCCGCUUUGGGCUUUGUUGCCCUCCUCAUCAUUGGCUGGCGAAUUCUUAUGUCCUGGUCUAUAAACCGCAGCUUUAGACGCGACACCAGCAGCGGUGCUGCAAGCGGCGUCGCUUACACACCACUCGCAGACAUUAAAAAGAACCCAGCAGUACAGUCCUCACACGAUAUGGCGGAUUUGAGCAAACUGCCACGGUCUUUCUCAAGUGUACCAUCGCUGUUUUUCUCACCUACGGCCGAGGUAGCGAAACAGAGCCAACGACCUACGAGCAGUCAACACACACAUCUACCAGCAGGACAUUACCGCGAUGCCUCGGAUUCAUAUCGGCGAUGAUUCUCAAAAAAUAAAAAUCUAAGCAUGAAUAUCCGUGCUCUUUUGGUUUAAAAUCAAGACGGUGCUAGAGCUGCGACUUGGAACGAGGCGGACAAAGAUGGGCGAUUCUGCACCCCCGUUCGAGGCGCACAUUGACGGUGGAGGGUGGGCCGAACACCCAUUCUGGGUGACUGAAAAGCGUGACCGAGAACCAUCGAGCGUUCUUGAAAGUGAGGUAGCGCCCUUAAAGCCUUCUGCGCCCUUGAAUUGUUCGCGACAGAUCAUUCAAUUAGGAGGUGCCAGACCCGACUGGAUUCAAAGAUCGAUGAAGCCAAGCCUCAACCGGGCUGUCCGCAAGGCUGGCCAUCAAUGCCGCUGUCGACGGUCGUCGCUUACGGACAUUCUUCGUGCUGCACGAGCUACCAUAAAUCAGGCCCCAACUGCACCGCAACGGCCUUAAUACUGGGAUUGGAUUAUUCGGGCAUUUGGUAAUUUAGCGUGGCGUUCUUCAGUGGGAAGGGGCUCGGUUGGGUGAACUUUGAAUCGUCAUCAAGACAAAGCUGUUUUGGUAUUGAGUAUAAUGACAUCCAGAUGUCGUGGUCGUCCAUAUCGUGUUAGAUGUAUUCUGACCCUCA